GUUGCAUGCAUGUCGCGGGGAGAUGCUAUCGUCUGCUGGGGGAACAGUGCGCUACCCGCUCCUCUCUUGGCUGGCGUGACCGCGGUGAUUGGCUGGCGCGGAAGAACUGUGUUUUCAAGGUGGUGGGGUAACGUCGGCGGUGAAGCAUUGUGACAAAGAGAGCAGUGCCUGUAGGAUGCCACAACAGGUGUCCCCAUAUUCUGUGCUGGAUGGCCAGUAUGACCUCCACGAGACCAUCGGUUCAGGGGGUUUUGCCAAAGUUAAAUUGGCAACACACCUCUUGACGGGAGAUAAAGUUGCAAUCAAAAUAAUGGACAAGAGGCAGUUAGGGGAGGAUUUGCCACGCAUCUAUCUGGAAAUUGAAGCAAUGAAGCAACUAUCUCACCAACAUAUAUGCAAACUGUACCAAGUGGUGGAAACAGACACUAAGAUCUUCAUGGUGCUUGAAUAUUGUCCUGGUGGAGAGCUCUUUGACUACAUAGUUGAGAGAGAUCGAUUAGAGGAAGAAGAGGCUCGGGUGUUCUUCCGGCAGAUUGCAUCAGCUGUAGCAUAUGUUCAUAACAUGGGAUAUGCCCACAGGGAUCUGAAGCCAGAAAACCUUUUGCUUGAUGAUGAGCAGCACCUAAAGUUGAUAGACUUUGGAUUGUGUGCUAACCCAAUGGGUGGUUUGGAUCAACGUCUUGCCACCUGCUGUGGCUCACCAGCCUAUGCAGCACCAGAGCUGGUAUCUGGCAAGCAGUACUUAGGCUCUGAGGCAGAUAUCUGGAGCAUGGGAGUGCUACUGUAUGCACUGUUGUGUGGAUUUCUUCCAUUUGAUGAUGAAAACUUGGGAGCCCUUUACAGAAAGAUUCAGGCUGGUGUCUAUGAAAAUCCUGAGUGGCUGACUGCAGGAAGCAAGGACCUGCUUGCUGCCAUGCUUCAAGUGGAUCCCAAGAGGAGGAUUACAAUUUCUCAGCUCCUGAUGCAUCCCUGGUUGACGGGUGGACCUUCCUUUGCGAGUAUUGAUCCCUCCUCCAAAUACAAGGACCCAGAGACUCAUGGUGUGGACGAGGACGUCAUAACUGAAGUGGCAGUGCAUCAGGGCAAGUCCCGUGUAGCUGUACGGCAAGCAGUCUUACGCUGGUCCUAUGACUACCUUACUGCCACUUAUUUCCUGCUGCUUGCUCAGAAAAUGAAGGGAAAUCCUCUACGACUUCUACCCAAAGUAACUCCAACUGAUGAGAAAUCUGUGCACCGAGUUCCAGCCCGGUGUCUCAUAGAUCAGCUGAACCAAGAAAAACAUGAUACUUCUAUCAAUGCAAGAACAGGAUCUGAUAAUCUCAGAAAUUCUCCUCGGGGUUUGCACACAUCCCUUGAGGGGGGACUGAAUGAUGUCGAUCUACUAUCCAUUUGCAAAGUUACUCCAGUUGAUCAAAUAGUGGAGAAAGUUGUAGGGAAGCGGUCACCAUAUCAGGGAACAGAUGAUGACAUAGGCCUUACGCCCCUUAAGUCUCCCAGAAAACGCAGACCUCCCUCCACCAGUGAUGAGGAGAAGGAAAACUUUAUCCAGCCACGUGUUCCAUCCUCGGCAAAUAAGUCUCGUGUCAAGAUGACUCCAACUACCCCCUUCCCUGACAAACUCUCACCGUCCAGGUCAAUGGAUAGUGGCCUCAAUGAAUAUGCUACUCCCUCUAAAUCAAGAUAUUUAGCACCACCCGAAGACUGGGGCUGGUCUGCUAAUCGUACCCCUCUGUCAUCAAGAAAGGUCUUUGGCAGCAUUGAGAAGCACCUAGAUAAGAUGAAAAACAUGCUUACCCCACGGAAAAAGUUGCAUUCUGACAGUGGACCUUCAAUUGUGGAGAGCAAGAAUCUCUACAAUGUCAGCACCACAGGGAGCAGGAACCCAGACCAAGUUCUUCACGACUUGAGGCGAGCAUUGCUUAACAAGGGCAUCCUCUGCAAUCAGAAAGGGUACGCAUUGCGAGGAAAAGUGCGUGAUGAUGUGGGUGGAGCAAAAUUGAACUUUGAGUUGGAGGUCUGUCGAGUGCCACACCUUGAUGUAGUGGGUAUACGUCGCAAGCGUCUCAAGGGUGAUGCUUGGAUCUAUAAGCGUGUGUGUGAGGAAGUAUUGCGUCUAGCCCAGAAUUCCUCAGCAGCUACCCCUAAUACUUCUCAUGGAAUCCCAAAGAGCACCACAGGAACACCAGUAGUUACUUAAUACUCAUCAUAAUCAUAAGGAUAUUAUAAAUGUGUCCUGGUGAGUAAAAUGCUUCUUAGUACUUUAGAUCAUUAUGUAAAAGUGCAGUACUAACUUUUAUCAGAAUCUUAAGUAGAAUGUAAUAAAAUUAAAUGAUGUGCCUCUUUUGUCACCAUUUUUCAUGUACAUUAGAUAAGGUAUAUUUGUAUGAAAGAUGAUUAAUGGAAUAUCUAUAAAAAUGAUGUCAUGAAAUUUCAAAUUCUGAGUAGGAUAUGUUUGUUUUAUAUGUUGUUAGCUGAUAUAUCUAGCCAGUAUUCUUAUUGACUCACUGAUGUAUAUAGGGUAUGUACAUGGUAUUACCUAGGUUGUAGUGGUUACAUAUUUUGAGUUAUUUGUGGAUAACUCCUAAGUAUUGUAUAUAUAUUCUAAGUUUAGGGUCUAGCUUAUGUUGUUGAUUUUCUCUGCUCAUACUUGCCAUUACUUUAGUCAUCCAUAUCAUAUGUAAAUAAAUCUUUUUAAAUGCUGUUUAUGGUUGAGCUUAGAUCUUAACCAACUUUAGAACAGAUUGGUACGACACUAGACCUCUACAAAUGGUGAGGGAAAUGUACUGACACUCAUGAAGAAGGCAUAGAAAUUAAAAAUAAUAAUAAUUGAAAGAAACAUCUGUAUUUCUAGAAAUAUGCAUAGUGUAAAGGAAAGUAACGUUGAGGCCACGUGCACCCCUUACUCUUUCUCAUCAUGUAGUGUAGUGGCUAGCACACUUGGCUUGCAACCAUGAUGUAGGUUUGAGUCCAGGGCAUGGCAAGGCAAAUGGGUGAGCCUCAAUGUGUAGCCCCUGUUCACCCAGCAACAAGUAGGUACAGGAUGUAACCCGAGGGAUUAUGGCCUCGCUGUCCCGGUGUGAGGUGUGUAAGUGGUCUUGGUCCCACUCAAUAAUGAGAAAGUCUGACCUCUGGGUUCUUACCAUAGGGGAACAAUUGGCUGGGUGACCAGCAGCUAACCACAGGUGAAUGACGCACAUGCAGCAUCUAUGUCUUCCAAUUCCACUGACCACUUAUUUCAAAAGGUCAGUAGAGCAGCAUACCUGAGUUUCUUAAUAUGGCUAAUAGCAGAAUUAGUGUAUUUCUGCUAUGUAUUAGAAGAUUGAUCCCUUUCCUAUAUCUGAUCUGAUAAUUUGAUUUGGCCAAAUUCAUUAACAUGUAAAUUGCAAUAUAGUACUUAGAUUUUAGUAACAAAGACACUGAAGUCCCAUUUGCCAUUGACAUUGUAUUUAAUAUUGCUGCACUUCCCUUUUAAUGCUUAUCAUGCUAUUGGACAACUCCAAUUUCAUAAUAAAUCCAAAAAUAGAUCAUUAUAGCUAUUAUUAAUUUUUACUUUCAUCUCUUCUCUCCUAGUGUUAUGGAUGUUUUAUUUCUUGAUGGUUGGCUCUCAUACAAGAAUAUUUUUCAUUCCAAAUCUCGUGUUCCUGCAUGAUCCUUACUUUUUCUUGUAUCUAUUUUACAUACUUAUGUCACUUUUGCAUGCUUAUUUAUUGUACUUGUCAAUAUAGUCACUAAUGAUGAUGGAAUUAUAUAUGUGUAAUUUAAACAGUAAGGUGCAGUAAAUAUUGUGAUACUGACCUUUAAACAUGUUAAUUAUUUUUUGAA
This is a messenger RNA of Portunus trituberculatus (swimming crab), 3822 nucleotides long. Its product is annotated as maternal embryonic leucine zipper kinase-like. NCBI's taxonomy places the organism in Eukaryota, Metazoa, Arthropoda, Malacostraca, Decapoda, Portunidae. Gene Ontology annotation, cellular component: cytoplasm. The transcript is spliced from 15 exons. Gene Ontology annotation, biological process: microtubule cytoskeleton organization; protein phosphorylation; intracellular signal transduction. Bases 176 to 2197 code for a protein of 673 amino acids. Gene Ontology annotation, molecular function: protein serine/threonine kinase activity; tau-protein kinase activity; ATP binding. The record is from RefSeq and is a predicted model, not a curated record.